This is a messenger RNA of Cherax quadricarinatus, 973 nucleotides long. RefSeq lists its product as uncharacterized. Lineage: Eukaryota; Metazoa; Arthropoda; Malacostraca; Decapoda; Parastacidae. The record is from RefSeq and is a predicted model, not a curated record.
AGUCCUCUACCACUUGUCGCCCAACACCAGCAUCAUCACCGUCACUCUUUGGUUAUUGUGCAGGAGACUUGUGGUAAUGUCUUCAACACUGGACGCCACUACAGCAAUAUCAAGGUGCCUCUUCCUCGCCAGUACCAUUGACGACUUCUGUAACAUGAAGAUAGUCAUGAGAAUACAAGUCACAAUACCAUGGCGGCUGCAACAAAUUAGAGAUGAUCUAGAUCUGUCCCGGACCAUUAUCAAGUGUCGGUAUGGCGUGGUUGGUAAUGGUUACAGUGCUGGCUAUCAUGGUGAACCAUGCACACAGUGAUGCUGGACACUUUUUUGCUGCAACUCCCAAAGUUCUCCCCAGGAUAGGACGUCGAGGAGACCUUCCACCACUGACGACAUUACUCACAGAAGCUGCUCAGAGCUCUGGCAAAGCUGGUCAGAGCAUCACUGAAGCUCUGGGCCAGCUGGACACUGACAGAGAUGGAUGUAUUGGUAUAGAAGAGCUACUGCGCAUCCCCAUAUUGAAAGUCGCUAUCUUGCUUCAAAAUCCUGCGCUGCUGCUCCCUCAGGCUGAAGCAGAUACUGAAGCGAGAGAGACCUACACAACAGAUCUUCGACCUGAACCUCGUCUUCUCAGGUUUUUGCAGAAUUGAAAAUUCAAAAUACAAGUUAAUUGACAAGUGAAAACAUCAGUGAGCUCGGCGAGACUACAAUCCUGAAGAGUGGAAGAUAAUGAAGACGCAAGACUAAGGUUCAGUGUAGCAAGGUUCAAAGAAUUUCUAUGGCUGACACUCGCAGUAUAACACAAGUUUAAGACACUUUUGUACCAGUUACAAAAGCUUGUGUUAUAUAUCCACUGUAAAAGUCAAACAUAACAUAUUUGUUGCGUAUUAAAAAGAAAUUCACGAAAAGUUUGUAAAAUAGUCAGUAUUUUAAGCUGCUUUUUAUACUUGUUCAGAAAGUUGCUGCUGUAUAGCCCUUG